AUGCUGCCAUUCAUUCAACACUGCAGAACCCAGCCCUCGCUCGCUAUACCAGGUGGAUUGCAGCUACCGCCAGAGGUCCUUGACAUCAUCCUCGCCCAUCUCACACGACGCGAUCUUCUCUCCACUUCCCAGGUCUGCAAGGCUUGGCGUCCCUUGGCUUCCCACCACCUCUGGAAAAACAUCGACAGCCUCCCUCUCAACAAUGACUUUAUGAUACUCGUCCCUACACAUGGGCACCUAAUCCAGCGACUCGACCUUAUCCUUCAUUCAAGGUCUGAACUCGAGGGAGCGCCCGGCGUCCUACUCGCCCAAAUCCUUCAGGAUACACCUCGCCUGCACCACCUGUCCAUCCAGCUCUUGGAGUAUAACUCCAACGACAUUGUGCCACCAGUGCUGAAAGCCAUCAAGGACUAUGCCAGUGGGCAGCUGACCAGCUUCGGGCUCAAGGGCGUGUCCUGCCAUAUAGAGAUCGAGGAUGUUAAAGCCUCACUCCCUUCCCUCACACAGCUGACGCGGCUCGAGAUGGACGGAUUGACUACGGGGAAUUUGCUCCUAAUGUUGCCCUCUCUUCCACUUCUGACAGCCAUCGCCCUCAGAGGAGAUAGGAAUAGAACCCGAGGAGCGGGAACGAUGAGUAGGGAAGUUUUUCAAAACGUCGGUAUCGUCGCCAUCGGGACCCUAUUACCGCUCCUAAAGGAUCUUACCGUCCACUUUAACAACAAUAUUCUCGCUGUCGGGCUAGAACACUUUUCCGAGUCUUGCACGCGGUUGACCCGAGUCGACUUGCGCGGAUGCCAAGGAAUUUUGUCUGAUGGACUGACCUCCUUUUUGGGAUCCCAGCCGCAUCUGACACAUGUUUGCUUGGCAGAUACCCUUCUCCAGGACAGUGGUCUCCUCAUCCUUGCCACGCCUGCCAGAGCUUCUCAAUUGCGGGUCCUGAACAUCCGGAAAUGUCGCCUGGUGAAAGCGCAUGGUGUCGGUCAAGUGGUCAGGGCGUGCGCUAAUCUUCGGGAACUCAACUUUUCACUCUGCCCCGCUGUCUGGAUGGAUGUUUUCGCGGGCACCUGGGCAUGUCUUGGGCUUGUCCGACUGAACUUUGGAGGCAUACAUGGACGUGCCCCGAUUCAGGGUAGUUCUGAUGCGUAUGUGUCUCGAGUUGUCCAGGAGGGAGAGCUGGAACAAAUGUACGCCCAGCUCGGUCGACUUCACUUAUUACAGGAGCUCACGUUGGUGCCGCUGCCAUUUUACCUACGUCUUUUUGAGCUGGGUCGUACGUCGGUCGAGAAUAUGACGCGAUUGGAACACAUCUCGCUGGUGGAUGCUGAGUCUGGAUUGGAGGAUCGAGAUAUAAUCUGGUUGGCGACGCGGCUGCCCAGUUUGAGGACCCUAGACCUGGACAAACGCAUGAUACGACGCAAUUUGCUGCGGGAUCUCGGGGACAUUAACCGGUCGCUGAAGAUCAAUCUUCUCUACUCGCGGGAUCUCUAUGGCGACCGGAACCCCGACUUGGAGGCCACCGAUGCGGAGCACUACGAUACGGCGGACAGAGAUGAUUCCGGUUCCGAUUCUGAUUCAGACUCUAAUUCAGACCCUGAUUCAGACUCUGUUUCAGACUCUGAUUUAGACUCUGAUUCACACUCUGAUCCCGAAGGAGACAACAUCCAUUAUUUCAGUACCGGUGGCGACGACAACGACGAAGACGACAACGACGACCCUUACUACAGUCCUGGCGAGGAGCCCUACCGACCAGCACACCUUGAUCUUUCCGAUUCCGAUUCUGACGACGACGACGACGACGACGCCAACAUUUUUCCUUAUGCGAUCCCAUCCAGCGACAGCGACGACUAUGAUUCCUACGACGGCUAUCAUGAAGGCGAUAGCGAUGGCGAUUUCUUCUGGCACUAUCACACCUUUUACGACCCUACUUCGAAUACACUUAUGCCUUUCCCGUACCACAUGGACCCUCAGGACGACUCCGAUGAGGGGUCGGAGGAGGAUUCGUCGGAAGAUAACAAUACAGGAUCGGACGGUUCGGGCAACGGCACCAGCUCUGGCAGUGAGGACAGUGGAAGAGGCAGUCAGUCGGAGCAGUCGUCCGUGGCAGAGUCUGAUACUGAGGAGGACAAUUCAGGAUCGAAUGAUUCGGGUGACGGCACCAGUUCUGGCGAUGAGGAUAGUGGCAAAGGCAGUCAGUCUGAGCAGUCGUCCGAGGCAGAGUCCGAUACCGAGGGGGAUGGCAUAGUGUAUGAAUCGGGUGCCUCUUCCGAAGUUGGCAGCGUUGGUAAUAUCAGCGAUGACGAUCGAAGCCAGAAUGGAGGCGAGCACAGUGACGAGUUUUCUUCUGGCGAUGAUGAUGGUUCCGAAGAUGCUUCAUCUGCGGGGGACGACAAAAUUGAGCAGGAAGACAACAAGGACGAGGAGGACGAGGAAGAAGUAAUACAUGGAUGCGAUGCGUGCGAUGUGGACGUGGGACACAACGACAAGUAUAGUGGUUACGAGGAUUGCGGGGACGAUUACGACGACGAUGCUGACCCUAACGAUGUUAACGGCGGAGGAUACAAUUCGAACGACUACUAG
Messenger RNA from Linnemannia hyalina, 2577 nucleotides. The record is from the annotation of a GenBank genome assembly. NCBI's taxonomy places the organism in Eukaryota, Fungi, Mortierellomycota, Mortierellomycetes, Mortierellales, Mortierellaceae.